Molecule: messenger RNA, 1289 nt
Organism: Pseudo-nitzschia multistriata
Lineage: Eukaryota; Bacillariophyta; Bacillariophyceae; Bacillariales; Bacillariaceae
Source: the annotation of a GenBank genome assembly
CAUCAUACCAUCGACGAAAGCUGUAAUGGUAGGAUACAAGAAUCCACAAACAAAUAGAGCACGAAUGCACCGAAGCCAAACCUUUCGAUUCCUAUUCGCCACCGUUCUCGCUGCCAUCGUAAUGCUCGCUCAGACAACGAAUUCCCUCAGGGUAGCUGUUCUUGGUAGCGGCGUCGCUGGAUCGAGCGCCGCUCGGAUACUUGCCGAUCGUGGUGUUGAGGUCACGGUUUUCGAGGCCGGCUUUGGGAUUGGUGGAAGAACCUCGACCCGCAUCACAAGAGACGACGGUCGAUAUCAAUUCGACCACGGAGCGCAAUACUUAUCGGGUCCCAAGACCGAUACCUUUCGGGAAUGCCUCGAUGGCUGGAAAUCGGAAGGAUUUGUCAAAGAGUGGACCGGAAGCUUUGCAUCGGUCGACGGAUCUGGGGUAGAAGCCGAGGGACCAAAAAGCAAAGAACGAUGGGUUGGCUAUCCACGCAUGAAUUCCAUCUGUAGCAACAUGCUGCACCACAAAAACAUCCGGGUGAAACUCCAAACCCGUGCCGAUGCGGCACGCAACGAAGCCGGUAGUAAAUGGAACCUUAAAAAUGGGAAAACCGGAGAAGAUCUUGGGACGUUUGACUGGCUGAUAGCAAGCGAUCGAAACAGCGGAGCCCACCAUCGAAAGGAUUUGUCGUCGGCUGGCGUCGACGAAUUCAUAGUCGGCAUCAAGGACAUACAAUCGGUCAAAUCCCUAACUGCUAUGGUCGUCUUCGAGAAAUCCCUCGGCUUGCACCUGGACGGGGUGCAGUUCGAGGGGACCGAGGAUAAGCACGGAGCACUGGGAUGGGCGGCUCGCGAUACGUCCAAGCCGGGCCGCGAGCGGACCGAUGGGCGGGAAUGCUGGGUCUUGCAGAGCCACCCCAGUGCGGCGAAACGACUGCUGAAAGGAAAAUACAAGAUCGACGAGAUCCGAGAGAUGGCGAGGGACGUGCUGGUAGACGACUUUUUGAAGAGCCUGCCGCACCUGGCGGGUGGGAAUGGCCCGGACGAGAUUCCACCCAUCGUGUCGGCCGUGGGUCACCGAUGGGGAGCCGCGUUCCCCGUUCCUUCCCAGGAGUACACCGACGUGGAAUGCCAGCCAAUUGCUUCUAAGCAGUUUGUAGCGUGCGGCGAUUAUUUUGGGAAACUAUCGGGCAGAAUCGAGGGAGCUUAUCUCAGUGGCCGAUCGGCAGCGAAUGAAAUCCUUCGGCGGAACAAAGAACAGUUUAAAGAGUAGUAGUUGAUGUGCGAUGCUUGCAUGCAUCUCG